AGUGAGUAGCUUGUAGUUUAAGCCUACAAGAGUAAGAAGACUACCAGUCGUUUUUCAUCAGAGUUCAACGCCGUCAUUCGUCACUCCCCAAAUCCCAAUUAGGAUUUUGAAAGAAAAAAUCGUCGUCGUUUGCCUCUCUCUCUCUCUCUCUCUCUCUCACACUGUGGUACGAAGUUCUAGUGCUACUCCAACAAUGUCGAUGGGCAUGGGUCCUCCACCUCCCAAAACCCUAACCCUAGACACAGACCAAACCUCUUCCAAUCCAACAGAAAUGAAGCCCCCCAUGGCCCCACCUCCCGAAAACCCCGAACCAAACAACUCCGAUACCUUACCCGAGGCCACCGAGAGCCCCACCACCACCACAACCGAAACACCGUCGUCGUCGUCGUCGUCGUCGGAGGCGGAGGCAGAGGCAUCACAAUCUCAGUCUCAAUCUGAGAAAGUUGCUGCUGCGGCGGUUCCGUACACGAUUCCUCCGUGGAGCGCAGCUCCGUGCCACCGAUUCUACCUUGAGGUUCUCAAAGACGGUUCUAUCAUCGAUCAAUUUCAAGUCAAUGAGAAAGGGGCUUACAUGUUUGGACGCGUCGAUCUCUGCGAUUUUGUGCUUGACCACCCCAGUGUGUCCAGGUUUCAUGCAGUUAUCCAGUUCAAAAGAAAUGGUGAUGCCUAUCUUUAUGAUCUAGGUAGUACUCAUGGUACUUCCAUUAACAAGUCUCAGGUUAAGAAAGGGGUUUAUAUGGACUUACGUGUUGGUGAUGUUAUUCGGUUUGGCCUUUCAUCUCGCUUAUACAUUUUCCAAGGACCAUCUGAAUUGAUGCCACCGGAGGCUGACGUGAAGAUUAUUAGAGAUGCAAAGAUCCGGGAAGGUAUGCUAGAUCGUGAAGCUUCACUUCAACGAGCAAGACGGGAAGCAUCUCUUGCUGAUGGUGUUUCAUGGGGUAUGGGAGAGGAUGCAAUUGAAGAAGAUGAGGAUGAUGCUGAAGAAGUUACUUGGCAAACGUACAAAGGACAGCUUACGGAGAAACAGGAAAAAACUCGUGAUAAAAUAUUGAAAAGAACUGAAAAGAUUGCUCACAUGAAAAAGGAAAUAGAUGCUAUUCGUGCUAAAGACAUUUCUCAGGGUGGUUUGACUCAAGGGCAACAGACUCAGAUUGCUAGGAAUGAGCAAAGAAUGGCACAGAUUUUGGAAGAGCUUGAAAACUUGGAAGAGACACUGAAUGAUAGUAUCAAAGAAAGUCUAGGUGCUCGUGGAAAGAUAUCUCUUGGUAAGAAGAAAGGAGCAACAGAGGAUGAUGAAGAAUAUUCAAGUGAUGAUGAUGAAUUUUAUGACCGGACAAAGAAGCCUAGUCAAAAAGCUGGUGAGAACCAAUCUAUUGAAACUGCUGAUACUCUUCUUGCUAAGAGAGAUGCCAUAAUGAAGGAAAUGGAAAACAAGAAAGAGUUGCUUUCAAUUGAGAAGAAUAAAAUGGCAUCAGAAACAGCAGCUGAAACUGAAGUUGGAGAUGCACUUGAUGCUUACAUGUCAGGGCUUUCAUCACAGCUAGUGCUUGACAAGUCUGAGAAACUUGAGAAGGAAUUAUCAGCUCUGCAGUCUGAAAUGGAUAGGAUAUGCUACUUGUUGAAGAUUGCAGAUCCAGCUGGAGAUGCCGCUAAGAAAAGGGAUCUGAAACUACAGGAACAAAAGGCUAACAAAUUGGACACCCCCGUGACUGUUAUUAAGAAGCAACCUCCUAUGGCAUCAAAAGAAAGCAGUGGACCUGAAAAACUGGUGAAUGGCUCCAUGCUGAAAGAAGGAACUACAGAUGCAAUAGUGGAGUCAAGCAAAAAGCUAGAAGCUGUCAAGAUUGUCAGUGAUACAACUGAGGGAAAAACUUCUGCAUACACUGUUGUAAAGCCCCAAUGGCUUGGGGCUGUAGAGGACAGGUUGACAGAAGAGACCCAACAAGCAGCGCCUUUGGAUCUGCAUGAGCCUGAUGAUUUUGUUGACUAUAAAGACAGGAAGAAUAUUUUGGCUAGUGGAGAUGGAACACAGACAAACGCGGGGUCUGGGAUUGAAAGUGCUGCUCCGGGUUUGAUUAUAAGGAAGAAGAAGCCAGUUAAAAACCCUGAAGGUGGUGAUUACAACGCACCUCAGCUGGUGACAUCUUCGUCUUCAGGACCUGAACUCAUGGCAGAGGAUGCCGUGGCACUGUUGUUAAAACAUAAAAGAGGGUAUUUUGAACCAGAUGAUGAGGAAAGACAUGAAAGUCAAGACACAUCAGGGGUUAAGCAAUCGAGUAAGGAUAACAAAAAGCCUAAGAGGGUGCUUGGUCCUGAGAAGCCCACAUUUCUCGAUAGUAAUUCAGAUUAUGAAGCAUGGGUGCCCCCUGAAGGUCAAACAGGUGAUGGGCGGACCUCAUUGAACGAACGAUUAGGUUACUGAAUUUCAGAAGUGAAGAAGUGAUUUCCAAUGUUGUGCAGUUCUGUGACACUCAUCAUAGACUCUUGUUGAUGGCCUAUAAUUAUCAUUGAUAAUGUAGCAUUGAUGCAUGCACUAAAAUUAUGUGUUAUGGUGGCAUCAUCAUGGGAAAUAGCCAGUGAUGCUUGCGGUGGCUUUACAUUGAUCAAGGUGAAGUUGGGGCCAGGGGUAUAUGAUUGAAAUGACUUUUGUAGGAGAUGGUCUGUGGAAACAUAUAUUAGUAGAGAGAAGUAGCAUGAAAUUCACUAGUGUUAAUAUUGACAGAAGAGAAGUAGCAACAUGGAAUUGAGUAAAAGAAUUGCACGUAGUUGUUAAUAUUUGGCAAACAAUUGACUGACAGAGCAGCAUGAAAUUCACUAGUGUAGCAUGUACAGAGAUUACUGAUAGAAACCCUUUUGUUUUUGUUCUUGA
Messenger RNA from Quercus lobata, 2869 nucleotides. Its product is annotated as SMAD/FHA domain-containing protein. Lineage: Eukaryota; Viridiplantae; Streptophyta; Magnoliopsida; Fagales; Fagaceae. Gene Ontology annotation, molecular function: protein binding. The record is from RefSeq and is a predicted model, not a curated record. The transcript has 11 exons. Bases 194 to 2422 code for a protein of 742 amino acids.